Rhinolophus ferrumequinum (greater horseshoe bat) is the source of this 183-nucleotide messenger RNA. RefSeq names its product cytochrome b-c1 complex subunit 9-like. NCBI's taxonomy places the organism in Eukaryota, Metazoa, Chordata, Mammalia, Chiroptera, Rhinolophidae. Gene Ontology annotation, biological process: mitochondrial electron transport, ubiquinol to cytochrome c. Bases 1 to 183 code for a protein of 60 amino acids. The transcript has a single exon. The record is from RefSeq and is a predicted model, not a curated record.
AUGGUGGGCCUGACGUUGACUGGGAUGUUGUACUCCCUGCUGUUCCGUAGAACCUCCACCUUCACCCUUAUCAUCGCUGUGGGCGCCCUGUUUUUCCAGCGAGCCUUCAAUCAAGGCACAGACUUGAUGUAUGAAUACAUCAACCUGGGGCUGUGGAAACACAUCAAGCAUAAGAACCAUUAG